AUGCACACGCCCAAGUCGCCCAGGACUCCUACCCAGAAACGCUUCUCGAGACAAGGCUUCAAACCUCUAGACAACUCCGACAUGGCUCCCAACGACGUCACGAUCGAUAUACCGCUCCAACCCGUCAUGUCCCACGCCUCAACCGGCGCCCGCCGCGUCGGCAGCACAUCCCCCAUGAACCCCGCAGGCGAGCAGGGCGCCUUCGCCGCCGAGACGCCCAUGGAGAAGGGCGGCCUCUUCCACCGCGGUAUAGCAGGCAGGAGGCAGAAGCACAAGGGCGAGCCCACCGGUCAUACCGGCUAUGACGGCGAGGAGGACACAAUCACCCGCAUGGGCAAGAUCUACAGCAAGAUAUUGAACUUCAGCAUCGUCACGCGCUACUUUAUCUAUGUGCUGCCACUGGCCCUCGCCAUUGCUAUCCCGAUCAUCAUUGGCGCGACGGUAGCGAAGAACGCGAAGAUUGACCAAACGCCGAUGUGGAGGUUCUUUACGUGGAUCGAAGUUGCAGUCUGGCUCAGUGUGUGGUGCGCUAAGAUCGUUGCCCAUUUUUUGCCCUCCGCCUUCGAGUUUUUUGCCGGCGUUGUGAGCUCGGGCACGCGCAAGUAUGCUCUGGUCAUCAACGCACUACAGAUUCCACUGUCUUUGGUCGGUUGGGCCGCUGCGUCAUUGGCAUCCUUCAAUGGACUGGUCAAGCGUGACAGGAACUGGCAAAGCGUCAUAAAUCUACUCUUGAGCGCCGCCUUGGCCUCGGCCUGCGUCUUUCUUGCUCAGAAGUUCCUCAUACAACUAAUCUCAAUUAACUAUCACCGCAAACAGUUCAACGCCAAGAUCAAGGACAGCAAGCGCAAUGUCUUCCUGCUUGGAUUGCUCUACGAUGCAUCUCGGUCGCUGUUCCCUGCAUACUGCAGUGAGUUUGCUGAAGAGGAUUAUAUAAUCAACGAUGCGCUUGAUAUCUCCUUGGGCAGCAGCAAGAAGGGCAGUGCCCACAAUCGAUCCGGUUCAGCUACGCCUAUGAGGCUCAUCCAGGAUGUCGGCAGGUUCGGCGACAAGAUCACUUCCGCGUUUGGCGGUAUUGCCCAGGAGAUUACGGGCAAGAAGGUCUUUGACCCGAACAGCGCGCACUCCAUUGUCGUGGAAGCUCUCGAGAAGAACCGCUCAUGUGAGGCUCUUGCCAAGCGUCUCUGGAUGUCUUUCGUGGUCGAGGGCAAGAACGCAUUAUAUGCGGAGGACAUCGCAGAGGUGCUUGGCGCUGGCCGCCAGGCUGAGGCUGAGGAGUGCUUCGCAGCUCUCGACCGCGAUGGAAACGGCGACAUCUCUUUGGACGAGAUGGUGCUUACUGUCACUGAGAUUGGCCGCGAGAGGAGGAGUAUCGCUACCAGCAUGCACGAUGUGGAUCAAGCGAUCAAUGUGCUCGACGGGCUACUGGCAACUGUGGUCUUCAUCGUGACAGUGUUUAUCUUUAUUGCAUUCCUGAACAAAAACUUCGUCACGACGCUUGCGACAGCUGGCACCGCGCUUCUCUCGCUUUCAUUCGUCUUCGCAGUCACUUGCCAGGAAGUUCUCGGUUCAUGUAUCUUCCUCUUCGUCAAGCAUCCGUACGACAUCGGCGACCGCAUCGACGUCAAGGAUGACCAAAUGACCGUGGAGCACAUCAGCCUCCUCUUCACCGUUUUCCGGCGCGUCGCCACAGGCCGCAUGGUGCAAAUCCCCAACAUCGUCCUCAACGGCCUCUGGAUCGAGAACGUCAGCCGCAGCAAAGCAAUGCGCGAGCAGAUCACCGUGGCCGUGAACUUCGACACCACCUUCGAGGACAUCAAGGCGCUCAGGAACGAGAUGCAGAACUUCGUCCUCGACAAGGAGAACUGCCGCGACUUCCAACCCGAUAUUGACGUCGAGGUCAUCGGCAUCGCGGAGAUGAACAAGCUCGAGCUGCGCGUCGAGAUCAGGCACAAGAGCAACUGGGCCAACGAGACGGUCCGCGCGGCACGCCGCUCGAAAUUCAUGUGCGCGCUCGUCCUCGCACUGCGCAAGGUUCCGAUCUACGGUCCUGGCGCCGGCGACGCCGCGCUCGGCAGCGAGGGCAAACCAACCUACUCAGUCGCCAUCGCCGAGGAAGUCGCAGAAGCGCAGCGCAAGAAGUUCGCAGACGACAAGGAAGCGAAACGGCUCUUCCCCUCCGAGAAAGCCGAAGACGACGCAGAGAAAAAGAAGAAGGCCAAGGACCCAGAGGCCAAGUCCACGGGUCUGGACUACCUCAGCACCGCCCGCGAAGCCUCCGCCGUCGAGAAACUAACACAGCGCCCACCAGCCAUCGAUGUCGCGCGCGACGACUGGGGCUCGCGAGACGAGAACAGCACGCUCGGCGAGCGCACCAGCACGGAGCGGCAAGACCUCGAUGAAGUGCGCGGCCUCCUGAGACGAGAAAGCACGCGUGGGAAGAGGAAGGCCGGGCCUGAGCAUCUGCAGCCUGCGGUGCCGGGCGUCCCGACGAUCCCGGAACCGCCGUCUUCGUCGCCGUUCCAGCCGCAGAUUGGGUUCCAGGACUAUGCACAGAGACCCGCGGUAGGGCAGGGGGUGUACCAGGAGUAUGGGAGCGCACAGCCGCAAACGCAGCAGCAGCAGGGGUAUGUGUCUCAGCGGCCGGGAUACGCAGCACAACAAUCAUCUGGGGUUCUGCCGGAUGAGUAUCACUUGACGUCGUCGAGUGUGCAGCAGCAGCAGCAGCAGCAGCCGAGGGGUCAGGGACAGGCACCGGGACAGGGACAGUUUGGGCAGCCUCAGGGCCAGGCACAGCAGCCAUGGAGGCCGUAA
This is a messenger RNA of Coniosporium apollinis CBS 100218, 2811 nucleotides long. RefSeq lists its product as uncharacterized. Gene Ontology annotation, cellular component: membrane. The transcript is spliced from 6 exons. Gene Ontology annotation, molecular function: calcium channel activity; calcium ion binding. The record is from RefSeq and is a predicted model, not a curated record. Lineage: Eukaryota; Fungi; Ascomycota; Dothideomycetes. The coding region runs from base 1 to 2811 and encodes 936 amino acids. Gene Ontology annotation, biological process: calcium ion transmembrane transport; intracellular calcium ion homeostasis.